GCCCACUACCUCUUAGCCUUCUGGAAAACACGGGGUCACGAGGCAGGGGCGAUGCCAGCCCCCUGACCAUGUUCCAUAUUUCCGAAUUUCAAGAUGAAACUUUCUCCACCAACGAAAAGGAUCCCACGGAUCUGAAGCCGAGUGUCGGCGGGGCCAAGGACCUGAACAGCCCGUCCCAUGAGAACCCAGAACUGAGACGCCGCAUUGGGUCUGACCAACUCGAUUCGGAGACCUCCGAUGAGGUGGGGACAUUCCGGGCCCGCUCCCGCUCCGCCCCUCCCAUCUUGUGGGCCGCGCAGCGAUACGGCCGAGAAUUACGCAGGAUGAGCGAUGAAUUUCACGGCGCCCUCCAGAAGCUUCCGCGCCCGAAAAGCGCCGGGACCUGUUCCCGCAUGGACCACCCUCCCAGCUGGAAGGACACUCUGCGGUCAUGGUGGCGCCGAAGUUGCCCGGAAAAUGGACCUUCCGGUUCUUAACCGGGCGUUGCUGCUACCUGUUGGGGGGGUGG
This is a messenger RNA of Thamnophis sirtalis, 508 nucleotides long. The record is from RefSeq and is a predicted model, not a curated record. Lineage: Eukaryota; Metazoa; Chordata; Lepidosauria; Squamata; Natricidae.